AUGCUGAUCCACUGGCGUGUGCACGAACAGUUCUCCUUCGCCCUCCCACAGAGCCGCACUCACGUUGUCCAUCCGCGAGGAAGACUUCAAGUUGGAUGGCCCCUCCAAGGGCCCGUCUAUUUUAACGAACAAUGGGAUACGCGCUCAUGCGACGGUAAUAACCUCCUUACGAUCACCUCAGAGACAAAGCUCGCCAAAAGAAACUCCACUAGUGUAAUAAGGAUUGGGGUUUGA
Molecule: messenger RNA, 234 nt
Organism: Laccaria bicolor S238N-H82
Lineage: Eukaryota; Fungi; Basidiomycota; Agaricomycetes; Agaricales; Hydnangiaceae
Exons: 2
Coding region: 1-234 (77 amino acids)
Source: RefSeq, a predicted model, not a curated record